AUGGGGGAGCAGCUCAGCACGGCGAGCGCCCCGCCGGAGCCAGCCCCGGCCGCCGCCAGCCCCGAGCCGCCGCCACCGCCGCCGCCGCCUCCGGCCACGGGAGCUGAGCCGCCGCCCAUCGGGAGCGGAAGGGCAUCCAGGCCACGGCAAGAGGACGACGCCGAAGCUCCGCAGCCGCCGCUUGAUGAACCGCAAGGCCGGGAAGCGGGCAGCAGCAACGUCCGGGCUCCCUCGGAGGAGGGUCCAGGCUCGGAAGCGGGGAACAGCCACAGCCGCCGGCUUCCUUUGAGGCCGGUCUAUUGCACCGUCUACUGCGUGGAGAGCGACCGACGGCCCGGCGCCUCGCCUGCCUCUCCGCGCCCAGGAGAAGAGCCGCGUCCCGCCGCUGCCUCCCCGCCGACCUCUCUGCGAGGAGGAGGAGAAGGAAGAGGAGGGGGAGGAAAAGGCGGCGGCGGCAUCGAGGUCGACCUGUACCUUCUGCCCGAGCCUUUUUCCGGGCUGAUCUCCGGGGAUUUCGGGCCCUUGCUGGUGUUGACUUGCCGCGUGUGUCUGGAGGAGAAACCUCUCAAGCCCCUGCCCUGCUGUAAGAAGCCCGUCUGCGAGGAGUGCCUGAAGCUCUACCUCAGCUCCCAAGUGCAAGUGGGGCAAACAGAGAUCCCGUGUCCAAUAACAGAAUGUAACGAACAUCUCGAUGAAACAACCAUCCUCUUCAACUUGCCACAUGAUGACAUCAUCAAAUAUAAGUACUUCCUGGAACUUGGCCGUAUUGGCUCAAGCACCAAGCCAUGCCCUCAAUGCAAGCACUUUACAACCUUCAGGAAGAGAGGCCACAUUCCAACCCCUACCAAAAUGGAGAACAAGUACAAAAUCCAGUGCCCAACCUGCCAAUUUGUGUGGUGUUUUAAGUGCCACUCCCCCUGGCAUGAAGGUGUCAAUUGCAAAGAGUACAAAAGGGGAGACAAACUGUUACGUCACUGGGCCAAUGAAAUUGAACACGGGCAAAGAAAUGCUCAGAAGUGUCCAAAGUGCAAGAUCCAUAUCCAAAGAACAGAAGGGUGUGACCACAUGACUUGCUCACAGUGUAAUACUAAUUUCUGUUACCGCUGCGGGGAAAGAUACCGCCAACUCCGUUUCUUUGGAGAUCAUACAUCAAACCUCAGUAUAUUUGGAUGCAAAUAUCGCUACCUCCCUGAGAGACCACAUUUACGGAGAUUAGUGAGAGGCUCUGUCUGUGGUGGGAAGUUGCUUAUUGCACCACUCAUACUGGUUUUGGGACUGGUAAUAGGAGCCAUAGCUGUUAUUAUAGGUUUAUUUGUGUUUCCUAUCUAUUGCCUUUGUAAAAAGAAGAGGAAAAGGACACGAACAGAAAUGCCCUGGUACGAGUGAACGGAUAUAUAUCUGAACGGCGCUGGUCCUGCAAAGCUUAUGCAAAAUACAUGCAACACAGCAAUAUUGUGCUGGUUAACUGUCCUAAAGCCAGAGCCCUGACGGAGAAUUAGGGGAAAUCUGCCACAUUUCUUCUGUACAAUACACUAGUAAUGACAAGCCAGAACACUUCUCUUCUCUGGUGCCUCAGACAAAAUGCACAUCUACUGUUGAGCCAAUGAAAAGAACUUUUAAUUUGGCAACAUGUUUUUUUCCCCAGUUACUGACAUAAUUCUAGGCCUUGCAGGGGAAAUACCUAGAUA
Elgaria multicarinata webbii is the source of this 1688-nucleotide messenger RNA. It is a transcript of the gene RNF217, whose product is annotated as ring finger protein 217. Gene Ontology annotation, cellular component: cytoplasm; ubiquitin ligase complex. NCBI's taxonomy places the organism in Eukaryota, Metazoa, Chordata, Lepidosauria, Squamata, Anguidae. The coding region runs from base 1 to 1386 and encodes 461 amino acids. Gene Ontology annotation, molecular function: ubiquitin protein ligase activity; zinc ion binding; ubiquitin conjugating enzyme binding. Gene Ontology annotation, biological process: positive regulation of proteasomal ubiquitin-dependent protein catabolic process; ubiquitin-dependent protein catabolic process; protein polyubiquitination. The transcript has 6 exons. The record is from RefSeq and is a predicted model, not a curated record.